GGUGCCAAUUCAAAGAUGGCGGAAAAGGAGAGUCAGUUAGACGAAUUUGAGCAAAUAUACUUUUUAAGAGAUCGACAUGUACGUUUCUUCCAGAGAACACUGCAGGUGUUACCUGAAAGAUAUGCCUCACUGGAAACGACCAGGUUAACAAUCAUAUUUUUCGCUCUGUCUGGUCUGGAUGUGCUGGAUGCCCUUGAUGUGAUUGAUAGGAACACAAUGAUUGAUUGGAUCUACUCACUACAGGUUAUACCUACAGAGGAUGAGUCCAACCUCAGUCGAUGUGGUUUUAGAGGCUCGUCACAUAUUGGAAUUCCUUACAGCAAGAAGGGUCCAGAUGUUUUUCAUCCAUACGACAGUGGCCAUGUGGCUAUGACCUACACUGGGCUGUGCUCGUUGCUCAUCCUGGGAGAUGACCUGAGUAGAGUCAACAAAAAGACCUGUCUGGCCGGUCUCAGAGCGCUACAGCUGGAGGAUGGCAGUUUCUAUGCAGUGCCAGAAGGUAGUGAAAACGACAUUCGCUUCAUUUACUGUGCAGCCAGUAUCUGUUAUAUACUGGAUGACUGGUCAGGUAUGGACAUCCAGAAGGCCAUUGACUACAUCAGAGGAAGUUUGUCCUACGACAAUGGAUUUGGACAGGGAGCAGGACGAGAGUCACAUGGUGGGUGGACGUACUGUGCCAUAGCCUCUCUGUGUCUGAUGGAUCGCCUGGACGAGGCGCUGAGUCAGCGGGAGCUGAACAGAAUACGACGCUGGUGCAUCAUGAGGCAGCAGAGUGGCUUCCACGGGCGCCCCAAUAAGCCUGUGGACACGUGCUACUCCUUCUGGGUCGGAGCUACGCUAGAGCUGUUAGACGUGUUCCAGUACACAAACUUUGACAAGAACAGGAGCUUCAUCUUGUCCACCCAGGAUCAGCUGGUGGGGGGAUUUGCAAAAUGGCCCGACAGCCAUCCAGACCCUCUCCAUGCCUACUUAGGUUUGUGUGGUUUGUCACUGAUCGGUGAGGCCGACCUAAGGAAGGUCCACCCAGCCCUUAACAUCACCCAGAGAGCCUUUGAGCACCUCCAGCAGCUGCAGCAGACAUGGAGGGACAGCAGCAACGGCGGCUGUAACGGACAGCACUGACAGCAGGAUGAUCUAUUUGGUCUGCCUUAGAACAGGUUCAGUCAGUAACAUCCAACAGCAAUUGGUCCAUCAACAGUCACUGGACUUAAACUGUGUCUCAGUGAGGUUUGACCUCUUGACCACAAGGUCAUUGUCUUUCAGGAAAUCUUGACCUUUUUCAGAGGCUGUGGUUUCACAGAAGUUCCUGUGAGCUCAUGAUCACUGAAAGCAACUCUUCUGCUAAAAAAUACACACCUCACUCUUUUUAAGUAGAAGCUAAUCGCUAAUAAUGUUUGCAUUGUUGUUUGUUUGGGAAUAAAAUAUGUCCCAAAAAGUCAAACUUGAGUUUACAAUGAACUUGAAUAAACUCCACGUUACCCC
Messenger RNA from Cynoglossus semilaevis (tongue sole), 1482 nucleotides. Its product is annotated as geranylgeranyl transferase type-1 subunit beta-like. NCBI's taxonomy places the organism in Eukaryota, Metazoa, Chordata, Actinopteri, Pleuronectiformes, Cynoglossidae. Gene Ontology annotation, cellular component: CAAX-protein geranylgeranyltransferase complex. The record is from RefSeq and is a predicted model, not a curated record. The transcript has 9 exons. Gene Ontology annotation, biological process: protein geranylgeranylation. Bases 16 to 1122 code for a protein of 368 amino acids. Gene Ontology annotation, molecular function: CAAX-protein geranylgeranyltransferase activity.